AUGAGACUCUCCCUUCGACCGGCCUCAGCCUCAUCGCGCUUCAUCAAUCACGCCGUCCCUCACCCGCCCUCCUCGUCGCGACUCAUCAACACCAUGUCUUCCUCUCCUUCACCCUCACCCCCAUCAUCACGGACUUACACCGACGCCCUCAACCUCCUAAACACCCUCAUCCCAAACCUCAAAGUCCACGCUCUCUUCAACAAACCCAAAGAUGCCACCACCACCGCCACCACCACAACCACCGUCAACCCAGGCCCGAACCCGACCCCGGCCCCCCCUCCGGCCCCUUCGGACCCAAACCUCCUCGCCAUUCCCGAAAUGUCCGCCUGGCUCCUCCGCGCAAACCUAACCCCGCAACGCCUCUCCGCCCUCUCCUACAUCCACAUCGCCGGCACAAAAGGCAAAGGCUCCGUCACGGCCCUAACCACCUCGGCCCUCAUCCACCACCACCAUGCAGCUACUGCUACCGCUGCCGCUUCCCCGUCGUCCGCGACAGCCGGCCGCGUAGGCACCUACACCUCCCCCCACCUCGUCUCCCCGCGCGAGCGCAUCGCCAUCGACGGCGAGCCCGUAUCCCAACCCCUCUUCGCCGCCUCCUUCUUCGAGCUCUGGGACCUCUUAUCCGCCGCCCCAGCCGACGCCGCAGGCGCAGAUCUCGGCAUCGAAGCCGGCGCGAAGCCCUUUUACUUUCGCUUCCUGACCCUCCUCGCCCUGCACAUCUUUCUCCGACAAGGCGUCCGCACCGCCGUCAUCGAAUGCGGCAUCGGCGGCGAAUACGACGCCACAAACGCCAUCCCGCCCGCCGCCGUCACGGCCUCCGUCAUCACCCAGCUCGGCAUCGACCACGUCGCCAUGCUGGGCGCCACGGCCGCCCAGAUCGCCUGGCACAAAGCCGGCGUCAUGAAACCCGGCGUCGCGACCUGGACGAGGAAGCUGGACGACACCGCCGAGCAACGGGCGCGGCACCCGGGCGUGAUGGAGAUCCUCCGCGCUCGCGCCGCGGAUAUUGGCGCGGACCUGAUCGAGGUACCCGACGACGACGUCCUCGCGUGGUCCGGCGUGGGCCCGGGGGCCAAGUUACCGGGAGGAGACUUCCAAAAGAGGAACCAGGCGCUCGCGGCCCUCGCUGCGCGGCGUCACCUCCAGGUCCUCGAGAGUCGUCGGUGGGACUCGACGAGGGCAAAGACGCCAGAGGUGAACCGCUCGCUCGCCGACCUUCCCGAGACAAUCAUUGCCGGGCUGCGCGAAGCCACCCUCCGAGGCCGGCACGAGGUCAUUGAGCAGGGCGCCGUGUCGUGGUACCUCGACGGCGCGCACAACGCAGAUAGCCUGGCGGAGGUGGCGCGCUGGAUAUCUCCCAUCGUCGUCGCCGCCGCCGAAAGCAGCCCGGAUGCAAAAUUCGUGCUCGUCUUCAACCAGCAGGAGCGGGACGCUUCAGCGCUCCUCGUGGAGUUCCUUCGGCAGAUGGAGGGUUUGGGCGUCGACCUCGAGUCGAAGCUGAUAGCCGCCAUCUUCACUAGGAACGAUAAGACCAAUAUCGCAGCCAAGGGAGAGGAUCUGGAUCUGGUUGUACAGGAAAAGUGCGCAGAGGCGUUCAAGGCGAUGUGCCCUGCUACAAAAGUCGUGGUAUGCAGCAACCUGACCGAGAUGAAGGGCGCCGUCGACGCCAUCGCACAACAGCCUUCUCGGACAAAGAUCCUCGUGACGGGGAGCAUGUACCUUGUCGGGAACGUCAUCGGCCUGUUGGAGCCGGAAGGUCUAUUAUAA
Colletotrichum orchidophilum is the source of this 1767-nucleotide messenger RNA. RefSeq lists its product as uncharacterized. Gene Ontology annotation, cellular component: cytosol; cytoplasm; mitochondrion. The record is from RefSeq and is a predicted model, not a curated record. Gene Ontology annotation, biological process: tetrahydrofolylpolyglutamate biosynthetic process. Bases 1 to 1767 code for a protein of 588 amino acids. Gene Ontology annotation, molecular function: tetrahydrofolylpolyglutamate synthase activity; ATP binding. Lineage: Eukaryota; Fungi; Ascomycota; Sordariomycetes; Glomerellales; Glomerellaceae. The transcript has a single exon.